AUGUCUUACGAACCAAAAGAGUAUCCGACGCAACAAGGUAUCUAUACACCGCAACAAGGUGUCUAUACACCACAGCCCGGUUUCUAUGCACCACAACCCGGGAUGAGCAUACCUCAAGCCCAACCACAAGCUGCCCCAACGGGUCGAGGAGGUUGGAGAGCGGAUUUAUUCGAUUGCUUCUCUGUCCCCGGACUCUGCUUCAAGACGUGGUGUUGCCCUUGUAUCACAUACGGUGAAACAAAAGAGAAAAUGGGCUCGGGUUUUGGCUCAAAUUGCUUUUGCUAUUUUUGUGCAAUGUUUAUAGGCUUUGAUUGCUGUCUUCGUAUUAUGACGCGCGGUGAGAUUCGUGCCAGAAAAGGAAUCGAUGGUGGUUGUUUGGGCGACUGUUUCACUCAUUGCUGGUGUGGAUGCUGUGCUUUGAUUCAGGAACGCCGUGAAUUCGAUGAUCAAUGA
This is a messenger RNA of Paraglomus occultum, 453 nucleotides long. Lineage: Eukaryota; Fungi; Glomeromycota; Glomeromycetes; Paraglomerales; Paraglomeraceae. The record is from the annotation of a GenBank genome assembly.